Esox lucius (northern pike) is the source of this 1159-nucleotide messenger RNA. RefSeq names its product protocadherin beta-4-like. The record is from RefSeq and is a predicted model, not a curated record. NCBI's taxonomy places the organism in Eukaryota, Metazoa, Chordata, Actinopteri, Esociformes, Esocidae. Gene Ontology annotation, cellular component: plasma membrane. The transcript has a single exon. Gene Ontology annotation, molecular function: calcium ion binding. The coding region runs from base 65 to 1159 and encodes 364 amino acids. Gene Ontology annotation, biological process: homophilic cell-cell adhesion.
UAAAGUGUUAUGCAGGUUGUCAGAAGAUGUACCUUUUGUGUUAAAACCUUCAUUUCAAGACAACAUGUACUCUUUAGUGACGAAUCAACGUUUAGAUCGAGAACUCGUGUCGAAUUAUGAUAUAAUAAUAAAAGCCACUGACUGUGGUCAACCCCCACUGUCUGCAUUCAAAACUCUGAUUGUCCAGAUAUCAGAUGUGAACGACAACAGUCCAGAAUUCCCCCAAAACCCGAUUCAGCUGUACAUAGCAGAAAAUAACACUCCGGAUGCGUUCAUAUGCUCCGUAAGCGCCUCUGAUAAAGAUUUAAAUGAAAAUUCUGCGAUAUCAUACAGCAUAGUAAGAGAAGGGAUACAGAAUAAUGUGAUAUCUUUCCUGAAUAUCCACUCUGAUAAUGGACAUAUUUCUGCGCUGAAAAGCUUUGACUUUGAAACCUUGAAAACAUUUAAAUUCCAAGUUGUAGCUACAGACUCUGGAACUCCGUCUCUAAGCAGCAACGUCACAGUGAACGUGUUCAUUCUGGAUCAGAACGACAACGCUCCAGUGAUCUUGUAUCCAGUCAGUAGUAACGGUUCGGCUGAAGGUGUGGAGGAGAUUCCCCGUAAUGUGGACGCAGGAUAUUUGGUGACUAAAGUUAGAGCCUAUGACGCUGAUAUUGGAUAUAAUGGCUGGUUAUUAUUUUCAAUUCAGAAAGUCACUGACCACAGUCUCUUUGCUUUGGACCGCUAUACAGGACAGAUAAGGACACUUCGGUCAUUCACAGAGACAGACGAGGCUGAGCAUAAACUGGUCAUACUGGUAAAAGACAAUGGAAAUGUUUCACUCUCAGCAACAGUUAAUGUGAUUAUCAACGCUGUGGAGCCCAAAGAGGCGUUCGCAGCUACUGAUUUUAAAGGUACAGUAAAAGACGAGGAGGAAAACAGCGUUUACAUUUUAUUUGAUCAUUACUUUGGGAUCAGUUUCAGUGCUUUUUCUCAUCAGUAUCAUCGUGUUGAUUGUAAUGCAGUGCUCCAAAGAUCCAGACCAUUCCCCCAAGUCUUUACAAGAUGUGAAUUACGACGGGACACUGUGCCACAGCAUCCAAUACAGAUCCGGAGACAGGCGGUACAUGUUAGUUGGACCCAGAAUGAGUAUAGGUUCUACUAUAGUCCCGGGCAGUAA